AUCGUGCCCGCAGCUCUGGCCUCUCGGGGUCGGGGUGUGAGCAGGGGCAUGGAUAAGAUGCUGGCCGCCUGUUGAAAACACCGCGUCGUUGGACGUCCGGGCCCAUGAGCGCCCCCAGUGCCGCGGACCCCGGGCGGAUGCCGCUGGAGGGUCGCAAGGCCACUGCAGGGUCGGCAGGCCGGAGAGACAACCCAAGAGUGCGCAGGGCGUUUCGCCCGCGGGGGCCGGUCUUUCGGUGGCCUGCGCUGGGUGUGCUUCACGGGCCUCAGCGGGAACGGCUCGCGGCAGGACGCUGGCCCCGGCGACGGUGCCAGGAGCUCCCCGCCCCCCAGUUUAUUUGGCUCUCGUUUGAGCUGCGGAGAUGGUUGAUUCGGGGGUUGCCAAAACGCGUCCGCCAGCAGCAGGCAGUGCAGGCGGCAGCUCGCCGGCAGCCUGGGCGCGGCUGCUGCUGCUGCUGCUGCCUUCUCUUCUUCGCAUCCCUCCCCCCUCUGCUGUCCCUUUCCUCCUAAGCCACAGGGCACCACCAGGCACUCCUCUUGCGGCAUGGUGUGCAGGAAGCCCUCGGGGCGGCGGUGGCGUCCCUCCCAUCCCCUUCUUCCGAGGGGAACUCGGAACUCGGACCUCGGGAACGGCUCACCGUCAGCCGGCAAAGACGAAUAUGAUGACCCACUUCCAUUUUGACAGUAGGCGAAGAUUCCCCCGCCGCGACGGCCUGCCUCAGCGUUCUCCUAUCGCGGGCGUCGUCACGGCGCGCCUCGGUCUGCACGCAGGAGUUCGGGCGUUGGCCGAGGCGGCGGCGGUGGGGGGGGGGUCGGUGCCUCUCCGUGCUGGGAGGCCGCCGCGGCCUCGGGCGCACGGAGAGUCCCUUCCUCAGAGUCAGGGCUGGGCUCUGAGCUGUCCUCAAUGCCCUGUGCGGGUCGGCCUCUGAAUCGUCUCCGAGGGGAUGUGGGGAGAGCAUGGGACAGGGGAGAGCAUGGGGUCACGAGCAGCCGGACGCAUCCAGAUCCAAGCCCUCGCGGUCUCGAUUCCGGGGUGCGAUGCCGUUGAUGCGCGGUUGCAUGGAUGCGCUCCGCGCGGGGUCAUCCGCGAGAACACGCCCGAUAUUCACGUGGUCGCGGCCCAGAAGCACGGCCCGCGAGGCCGCGGAUACGGAUAUGCGGGUAUGUCUCCCGCCCACGAUCGGGGAGGGGCGGGGCUGGAGCUUCUAUGUGGAGGCGUGGAUGCGGGAUGGGCGGCGGAAAGAGCAUCCUUGAAGGGGGAGUGGACGUGGCGAUCGCAGAGAUGGGCUACAGCACGUUCGGCAUGCUGAAGAAAUUUGCUAUCCCGUACCACGAGGUUCACUUUGGGAAGCCGCAUGCGGACGUAUACAUCGAUUCCCGCUCUUUGAACGGCCAAGCAGAUGUGGAACGCGAUCUUGGCUGGUACACAACCCAACAGUCACACGAGGCAGACGAGUUUGCUGCGAUCGAAGGGGCGAUAGAUGCGCGUGCCUUUAACUUGGUCAGGGCCGCUGGAACGUCUCGCGUCAUCAAGUCUUCCACCGCUGACAUCUUGCGUGGAGAAAACCAUUGGUAUCGUUCCAUCCCCUCGGGUCUUAAGGACCUUUUCCCCGAGCCGUUCGAGAUCGUUGAUGGCGACGAGGCUACGAAUCAGAUGUCGUCGAUCACCAUGUCCAAAGUCGCAGGCGUCACUUUCUCGCAUCUGGCAACAUCGCGGUUGCUCAUGCAGGUGUGGGUGCGCAAGUUGGUGCGCUCCUUGCAUCGAAUACACACUCAGGCGGCAGAAAUUGGCUCUCCUGGUGCGCUGGAGGCGCGCGCAACCCCUGAGGAGCUGUGCUCGAACUAUGCCAACAAGGUCCGAAAACGCACAGAGAAACACAAGGAGCUGUACGACUCCUUGGGCGUGGAGAUCGGCAUCGACACAGGAAAGAUGGCCGAGUGCAUCAUUAAUUUCAUGGAGGACUUCGAGGCCAACCAGAAAACGCAGUGGGCGCAAUUUAUACAUGGGGACCCGGUUUUCUCCAAUAUCAUCCGCACUGAUGACGACGGAAUAAUUCUCAUAGAUAUGAGAGGGGAAAUUGGAAAGAGGCUGACAACACAGGGAGACAUCCACUACGAUCUCAGUAAGGUGUAUCAAAGUCUUUGCGGGUAUGAUUUCAUGCUGCUCGACCAGUCGCUGGAUGAGGCCACAUCUGAGAUAUUCGACGGCCUUCGAGCCGCAUACUGGCAAGAGGUAAGCGAGCUGUACCCAGACAUUUCCCACCGUAAUGUCCGCCUGCACACAGCUUCGCACUUCUUUGCGAUUGUGCCGCUGCAUGAGGUGAGAUCUCGCAUGGUCCGCUAUCUAAAGACGUCCCACUCCAUGCUGCUCGUAGAGGGUUUGAUGUCAUAGCGAUGUUCCCAGCGACCGCAGAAUUUAGUAUCAUGUUGAUGCCCGCAGCGUGUUAGGGUGCUACAAGGCCUGACGGCCGGUGCCGCCGACCCUGAAGGAGAACGACGACU
Messenger RNA from Prorocentrum cordatum, 2501 nucleotides. Lineage: Eukaryota; Dinophyceae; Prorocentrales; Prorocentraceae. The record is from the annotation of a GenBank genome assembly.